This is a messenger RNA of Mucor mucedo, 573 nucleotides long. RefSeq names its product DNAJ heat shock N-terminal domain-containing protein. The record is from RefSeq and is a predicted model, not a curated record. Gene Ontology annotation, biological process: positive regulation of ATP-dependent activity. Bases 41 to 457 code for a protein of 138 amino acids. The transcript has 3 exons. NCBI's taxonomy places the organism in Eukaryota, Fungi, Mucoromycota, Mucoromycetes, Mucorales, Mucoraceae. Gene Ontology annotation, molecular function: ATPase activator activity; ferrous iron binding.
UGUUGUUACAACACUUGUAAAUAAAAGAAAAAAGAAGGUCAUGUCAACACAUUACGAAGUGCUUCAAGUAAGCGAAUCAGCUUCACAAGACAUGAUUAAACAACGUUUCCAGCAAUUGAUUUUAAAACAUCAUCCUGAUAAAAAUACACAACAAACUAAUCAGGACCAAUCACAUGCUAUUUUAAAAGCUUGGGAAGUUCUGAGAGAUACCACACGUCGUAGAGCCUACGAUAUCGAACUUGAAUGCCAAAGAAAUAAACAGGACAUGGCGAUUGGAGCAGAAGUAGAUUUAGACGACAUGGAGUACAAUGAAGCGCAACAGUCUUUCUCAUUGGUAUGUCGUUGUUCGGGUGAUUACGUAAUCACAGAGGAUGAAUUAGAAGUUGGGAUUGAUGUGGUUGGCUGUAAUAAUUGCUCCCUUCGUAUACGUGUACUGUAUGAUGUUGUAGAAGAGUAAUAAAAUUUAGAGAUCACCUGUAAACACACGUCAUUGCGAUAUGCAUUUCUUAUCACGUAUUGUCAAGCAGAGUUUGAUGCUGUAAUUAAAGAGACAUUGACAGCUGUUUCGUUGUU